CGGUGUUGUCCCUCAUUGUCCUGUGCACAGUGGUGGACAUGCUCAGGUGAUACUGUUCGAGUGAUUAUCAACUGUCACCUCCACAGAUGACACCUGGAGAACUAGCCCUUGCAAAUGGCAACCGCACUCCAGUUACCGAGUUCAUCUUGUUGGGAUUCUCCAGUUAUGCAGAUCUCCAGGAGCUUCUGUUUGUGGCCUUCCUGCUCAUUUAUGCCAUAACAGUGCUGGGCAACCUGGGAAUGAUGGCACUCAUCUUCACAGACUCCCGUCUCCAUAGCCCCAUGUAUUUCUUCCUCAGUGUCCUGUCGUUUCUAGAUAUUUGUUACUCAUCUGUGGUCACACCCAAGCUCUUGGUCAACUUCCUGGCCUCCGAUAAGACCAUCUCUUUCGAGGGCUGUGUGGUCCAACUGAUCUUCUUUGUGGUGCACGUGACAGCUGAGAGCUUCCUGCUGGCCUCCAUGGCCUAUGACCGCUUUGUGGCCAUCUGCCAACCCCUCCAUUAUGGUUCUGUCAUGACUAAGGAGACCUGCGUCCAGCUGGUAGCUGCUUCCUACGCAUUUGGUGGUGCCAACUCUGCUAUCCAGACUGGGAACGUCUUUGCUCUGCCUUUCUGUGGGCCCAACCAGGUAACACACUACUUCUGUGACAUCCCACCCCUUCUCCGCCUGGCUUGUGGCAACACGGCCACAGCAGGGCUGGUCCUCUAUAUCUUCUCUGCUCUGGUUACCCUUCUGCCUGCUGCAGGCAUCCUCACCUCCUACAGCUUGGUCCUGGUGGCCAUUGGGAGGAUGCGCUCAGCAGCUGGACGGGAGAAGGCGCUCUCCACCUGUGCCUCCCACUUCUUGGCCAUUGCCAUUUUCUAUGGCACUGUGGUUUUCACCUACGUCCAGCCUCACGGAUCCUCUAAUGGUACCAAUGGCCAAAUAGUGUCCGUGUUCUACACCAUCAUAAUUCCCAUGCUCAACCCCUUCAUCUAUAGCCUCCGCAACAAGGAGGUAAAGGACGCACUGGAGAGGAAACUCCAGGUCAGUAUCUUUCCCUGCCGAGUCCCGCAAGGUUAUUUGCCGGAAUGAGGACGGAGCCACAUUCUCGCACAGAGAGUCGUGACGCCGAGGCUUUUCUUUCCAGGAAACAACUUUAUUCGUGCUCGCACAGGCUCAGAGGGUUUGUACCCAAAAAACUGAAUGUCACGUGCUGUAGCCUUUGAAGCAUUUUCUACUUCUUUGUCUCCCAUAUAUGGGUAACGUAUAGACAUACAGUCUGAUCGGGUAGUCUCAUGUUACAGGGUCGUGAGAGGUGUCACGUGAGGACAUACAGAGUUGGGAGGAAGGUCACAUACGCACAUCGCUAGGUUGCCUUAUCUUGAGGUCCUUUCCUCCCCACAUUCCUCAGGGAGGGAACUCUACCACAAGGAAGGUGGAGCAUGUUCCGAAUCACAUUAUGGAUUGACCUAAUGGAGAGCAGCCCUGGAAGAAGGAGGUGGAAGAAGGAGGGAAGAAACAGCAAAUAUCAUUCUUUCUACAGAGAAUCGCAGUUUUCGUUACUGUUUGUUUAUUUUUGACAGAGAGAAAGAGUGUGCAUGAGCAGGGGAAGGUCAGAGAGAGAGACAGAGAAAAUCCCAAGUAGGAUCCAUGCUGUCAGCACAGAGCCCAACGCAGGGCUUGAACUCACGAACCACAAGAUCAUGACCUGCGCCAAAACCAAGAGUUGGACACUUAACCGACUGAGCCACCCAGGCGCCCCUCCAAAACGUUUUUAAUGACCCUGUUUGCUUCUGAUACUUUAUGCUAAAAAAGAAAUAAUUAAAUCCUUUCCGGGAAACUGAGUGUGAAAAUCUCUCACUUCUGUCUUCUUUCAUUAAGCCAAUAUUUACGAAAUUCCUCCUAUGCUCCACAGUCCAUUAACAUAACUAAGUUUUCAGUACAUGCCUACAACAGAGGUCAGGGCUGGAACAUCAUGGCGAAGGGACCUGGUGAAAAUGAGUCUAAUUCAUUCAUCUGGAAAAAUAUUUAUGAGGCAAUUAGGUGUAACACACUGUGUAGGCCCGACCUGGAUUAAUAGAACAGUGAAAAAUAAAUCCCAUCAUGUCGGUGGGUUAAUACCACAAAGGCUUUCCCCGGUGCUAAAGAUGAGACAGAUCAGGUGACUCUCCAGGGCCACUUUUAUCCAACCAUCAUAUCUGGGCCCCUGUCAUCGUACCACACUACCAUCUCAACCUGUGCCCCCCAAGAUUUUAACGGUAGAGGAAAUAAUCAAGAAAGUCUUGUGGAGUGUUUUUAAUUACCUGGCCUGAAGCUGGCUCAUGUCACUUCAGCCCACAUGCCAUUAGCCCGAAACCAGUCUUUGAGUUUAAAAUAAUUGCAAAGGAG
This is a messenger RNA of Acinonyx jubatus (cheetah), 2369 nucleotides long. Its product is annotated as olfactory receptor 1052-like. Gene Ontology annotation, molecular function: G protein-coupled receptor activity; olfactory receptor activity; odorant binding. Gene Ontology annotation, biological process: sensory perception of smell; G protein-coupled receptor signaling pathway. The record is from RefSeq and is a predicted model, not a curated record. NCBI's taxonomy places the organism in Eukaryota, Metazoa, Chordata, Mammalia, Carnivora, Felidae. Gene Ontology annotation, cellular component: membrane. The transcript has a single exon. The coding region runs from base 87 to 1073 and encodes 328 amino acids.